Aricia agestis (brown argus) is the source of this 1599-nucleotide messenger RNA. RefSeq names its product UBX domain-containing protein 6 (gene Gint3). Gene Ontology annotation, cellular component: cytoplasm. The coding region runs from base 189 to 1526 and encodes 445 amino acids. The record is from RefSeq and is a predicted model, not a curated record. Gene Ontology annotation, molecular function: protein binding. The transcript is spliced from 9 exons. NCBI's taxonomy places the organism in Eukaryota, Metazoa, Arthropoda, Insecta, Lepidoptera, Lycaenidae.
GUUGCUUUUGAAGACUUUCCUUCUAAUCCUGUUAUUUACUCUUCUAUUGAUUUUGAUCUCUUGGCGAGUGUAUGGCAACAGAAUUUCAGAGCGGUUUAUGAAGCCAGCUACAUCAGCAACAAUUGAACAGCUAAAGGAAAGCGUCUCUAAGCUUAAACUUCCUAAAGAGUACACACCAAGAAACUAACAUGGCUGAUAAAAUAAAAAAGUUCUUUCAAAAGAAGAAAGCCGAUGCUAAAUUCAAAUUGGCCGGGCCUGGGCACAAACUUAGUGAGACUACAGUGAGAAACCAACCCUCCAACUCAAAGCAAGCACCGGCCCCUCAACGCUCGGGGUUGUCCGAGGAGAGCAAACUAGCCGCAGAUGCAGCACUAGCAAGACUGCAACAGAAAAGAGAACAUCCAGCUUUUAAUACUUCCCUGGCAGCAAUUAAAGCACAAGUUAAGAAAGAACUGGAAACAGAGAAGGCAGAGCCAUCUUCAGAACUAAGUCAAGUUAAGGAAAGAAUUGAAAGAGUUCAAAUUGAGUCAGAUUUGCCUAAAAACUUAGCUGUGUCGGGAGUAUUUUUCAGAUGUCCACUUAUUAGUAAUGAUAUACUGUCAAGAGAUGAAUGGAAAAAGAAUAUAAAGACUUUCUUGUAUGAACAGUUGGAGGAAGAGAGAGGACUGACAGCCUGUCUCAUAAUACAGUCAUGUAAUCACAAUAGGGAAAAGAUUGACAGUUGUGUGGAGACACUAUGCAAGUAUUUGGAGAACAUCAUAACAUACCCAGAGGAGGAGAAAUAUAAGAAGAUAAGGAUGUCGAACAGGGUGUUCACAGAGCGCGUCCAGCCUAUAGAAGGUUCUAUGGAGUUGCUCCAGGCAGCAGGCUUUGAGCAGAAGAAACUGCCCAACGCUGAUGGUGUAGAGGAGGACUUUCUGGUGUUCAAUAUUGACAAUGUGCCUUCAGUGGAGAGUUUGACAACGUUGAUAGACGCGCUACGGUCGGCUGAGCCCAUCCAGUUGGAGUUGGACCGCAAUCUCCAGGUGCUGCUGCCGUCGCAGGCCGCCGCCAAGAUGCAGCUGCCGCCGGCAUUCUACGCGCUCACACCAGAAGAGAUUAAGAGGGAACAGCAACUUAGAACGGAAGCUCUCGAGAAGAGUCAGAUGUUGCGGACGAAGGCGAUGCGCGAGAAGGACGAGAUCCGCGAGAUGCGGAAAUACAAGUUCGCCAUCAUCAGAGUGCGCUUCCCCGACGGUAUACUGCUGCAGGGCACAUUCUCAGUGUACGAGCGGUACAACGAAAUCCACGAGUUUGUGCAAGAGAACCUCGAACACAGCGGGCUGCCAUUCGUCCUCAACACACCGACCGGACACAAGCUAAUAUACGACGAGGACGCCAAUAAGACCCUUAUCGACCUGCGACUAGUACCCGCGACAGUGCUCACUUUCGCGUGGCACCAUUCUGUGCUCGACGAAAUUAAUAAUAGCCCAAACAAGGAUGUUUAUUUGAAGCCCGAAGUGAUGGUUUUGGUGCAAGAGAUUUAGUCUAUGGUAUAGUACCGACACACUUUCCCCGCGUUCCACUUGACGUUUGAGGCAAUUUGAGCGUUUUGAUCAC